AGAUCGACUUAUCGAACAAUACUGGGAUAUCGGGCAACAUUUCGUUCAUCUUCCGGCUCUUUGCGUGCGACACCUGUUCGAGGGCCAUCUCAUUCGUGUUGAUCCAGGUGGUCGUGGUGCGCCAUUCCCGCGACCUGAGCCUGCUCGUGCGAGCUACACUCCUCUACUUACGCUCCUUCUCGGGACCGAAGCGCAAGCGCGUGUCUCGCCAAGCUGUUCUACUUUGCCUCGGAGCGAACUUCACCUUCUACAUGGUCUACUGCAUCGAGCACCUAGAUGUGUAUUUGACGAGCUGGCAUGGUGUACGCUUGGUCCUCUCCGCCCUAAUGCCAACCAUGCUCGCCAGCACGAUCCAGGAUACGUUUGCGCACAUCGUAUCUGCCAACGUGGACUUUUUGGCGGCAAUCGCGGACGGGGUGCAGGAGCACGUCGACGCGCUCCUGCGCCUUGGGGCGCGGAUAAGACCCGCGCACCGCCGGGUCCCCGGAAGGGUCACUGGGUGGGUCACCGGGAGCGUCAUCGCAGUCACCGACAGAGUCCGUGCACGAGACGAGCUCGGCGGCGAGCAGAGCGACGCACGCGUCCUGGCACUCGGCCUGCGCGCGCUCCGGGUACGCUACCAAUGCGUGCAAGACGUCGUGCUCGCCACUAACUGGCUGUACGGGGGGUUCAACGUGAUCACCACCACCACCUCGUUGAUCCGGGGAGUGGUGUUCCUGUACUGCGGCUUGUUGAUAACUUUAGUGCUCACCGGAAACCUGGGAGAGCACGGGGACAUUCCCCUUCGCGAGUCGGAUGGAGCCUGGUUACUGGGCUGGGGCAUCAUGCUCGUCGGCAAACUGGUGUUCAUCUGCGCCAUUGGACAACAGAUGAGCUCUGAG
Frankliniella occidentalis (western flower thrips) is the source of this 881-nucleotide messenger RNA. RefSeq lists its product as uncharacterized. Lineage: Eukaryota; Metazoa; Arthropoda; Insecta; Thysanoptera; Thripidae. The transcript is spliced from 3 exons. The record is from RefSeq and is a predicted model, not a curated record. The annotation marks the transcript as partial.